Messenger RNA from Saccostrea cuccullata (small rock oyster), 3521 nucleotides. RefSeq lists its product as uncharacterized. The record is from RefSeq and is a predicted model, not a curated record. Gene Ontology annotation, molecular function: protein binding. The transcript is spliced from 3 exons. Lineage: Eukaryota; Metazoa; Mollusca; Bivalvia; Ostreida; Ostreidae. Gene Ontology annotation, cellular component: nucleus; cytoplasm. Bases 1 to 3228 code for a protein of 1075 amino acids.
AUGUUGUUCUACCUUCUUACAGGAAAAGUAGAGGAGAUUGAUGCAGAUAGAAUGAAGAAUCAAUAUAAAGUUCAGAAGAUUGAAGAUGGCUUAUCAAUGCUUGAGAAUGCAGCUAUCCCCCUAAAUGUAAAAGUUAUUCACGAGAAAGAUAUUUUACAAUGGAAAGAAGAUGACAGAGUUUUCCAUGAAUCUCACAAUUUUUCGUCAAUGCUAGAAAAAGUGAAGAAUCAGGCCCAUGUGACGUUUGUUGGUGUCUCAGGAUCUGGGAAAACAGCAACAGCUCGUCACAUCGCCCUUAUGUUACAACAGGAAGGAUAUGAGAUUGUACCAGUCAAAGAGAUCAGAAAGAUAGAGGACUAUUGUGAUCCUAAAAAUCCACAGGUUUUUGUUAUUGAUGAUGUGGUAGGUGUAUUCGGGCUUCAAAACACGGAACUAAAUCAUUUGAUGAAGUAUGAAGAUAGAAUUAUGAAGCCUAUAAUGCCAAAGUCAAAAACUCUCAUGACGUGUAGAGAGGCGGUGUAUAGAGAAUCAUUAGAGUCCAGUUCAUUUUUUACAGAUGAAAAAAAUAUUGUUUUGUUGCAUGAUGAUUUUAAUGCUUUAACGAAUAUAGACAAAAAAUGUAUAUUGAAAAUGUACAAAAUAGAUGUAGAUCUGUUGUCUCCUGCUUGUUUGACAUCAGCAUCAAAAAUGUUUCCAUAUCUUUGCAAAAUGUUUUCAUCAGAAAAAAAAUUCCAAUCAUAUGGUCCUGCAUUUUUUGAAAAUCCAGUUCCAUGCAUUUUGAAGGAACUUGAAGAAAUGAAAAGACAAAACAAAAUCCAUUAUGUUUCUUUGGUCUUAUGUAUGAUGAACAAUAACAAAUUAUCGGAGGGAAUCAUUUAUGAAGCAGAGAAAGAAUCGGCUAUUCCAGACUUUUGUGAAAUGAAACAAAUCGUUCUGAAGAAAUGCAAGGUCAGCAGUCAUACUAAUAAUUUCCACUUUGUUGAUGCAAUGCAUGAAAUGGAGGGCACAUACACAAAACUCAAUGGUAAUGAGUAUAGUUUUGUUCAUGAUUCCAUGUUCGAAAUUGUUGCUCAUCAUUUUGGUUCCCACUUUCCGGAACUCAUCUUAAAGUUUAUGAGUAGCUAUUAUAUUGCUAACAAUGUAAAAGUUAAGGAACCUCUAAUACAGAUAUUGGACAAUAAACAAAUGGGUGAAAAUGUAGUCGGCAGUGGAGAAUUUAAACAAGGGGAAAACAAUAUUGCAGUCAGUCAAGAAAAGAAUGUUGGAGUAAAGUCAUAUGAUCUCUCUAUCAGACUUGAAGAGAAAUACUACCCAAUGCUAGCAAAGCGGUUGUACAGAGAUAUAGAAAAUAUGGAACUGUAUGAUGUUUUUAUGAACAAUGUUUUGAAGGAGCCUAAGGUUUAUCAGGCUUUUGAGGAUGUUUUAAAGACAAAGUCUGAUACAGAGUUGGAGUCGUUAUUUCUGUCAGAGCGUGAGGUGAGUAAUGUUAAACGGUGGUUGCUGCCAUGGUUGGAAAUAUUACCUACAUUUAUUAUGGACAUGAUGGAGGACAGAAAAGAAAAACUGGAGAAUAAGGAAAGGGAAGUGUAUGGACUGAAAUACACUUUGAGAGUUAUCUGUUGGGUGAUUUAUUAUGGACACAAUAAGAUUUUACAAUAUAUUUUGAAACGAACUGAAAAGAAAGAAACAGGGCCUGUUUUGUUUAGGAACAUCACAGAGACUGAAAUUCCCGAAGAAUACCUUCUAAUUUUACUGGGCUGCUACAGUGGUGAUUUAGAGACUGUAAAAAUAUUGUUGAGGUAUAUCAAUAAUGACACUCUUAACAUGGUUUACAGCUCUUCAUUUAGGGGAGCUUGUCAGGGUGGACAUGUAAGAAUGGAUAAGGAGCUGUUAAAGCGUGCUUAUGGAACAUUUGAUAUUACACCACUGAUGGCAGCAUGUGGAUGUGGAUAUAAAAGUGUUGUUAAGGAACUGAUAAAGGCAAAGGCUAAUGUGAAUAAAAAUGUAGGAAUUCAUACACCGCUCUCAUUAGCAUGUAGAAAGGGACAUGCAAGUAUAGUACAGGAUCUGAUAAAGUCGGGUGCCAAAGUCAACCCUCCAGUUCCUUCUGAAAUGCAUGAUUACAAAACACCACUUGAAGCCGCAUGUGAGAGUGAUCAAUCGAGUAUUGUAACAGAUUUGCUAGAGGCAGGGGCUGAUGUCAAUCUUAGAAGGUUUGACACAACGCCCUUAAUAAUAGCAUGCAUGCAUGGAAAUAUACGCAUAGUACAACAGCUACUAGACAAAGGGGCCGAUGUCAAUCUAAAGAGCGAAGAAAGUCAAGGUUACACACCACUGUUAAAGGCUUGUGAGCGUGGACACAUGAGUAUAAUAGAGAAGCUGCUAGACGCAGGGGCCGAUGUUAAUAUACAGGACUGGGAAGGGAGAACACCUCUACAUAAUAUACUUUUAUAUAGUACUGAGACUCAGGAACCUGUUAAACUGAUGGUCAAUGGUUAUGGUGCAGACCCAACUGUCCAUGAUACAGAAGGGUUUUCAUCAAUUUGUAUUGCAUUGAUCAGGAAAAAAAUUGAAGUUAUAAAUCAAUUAUGUAACAGUGAAAGUAACGCUCAGUCAUAUAGUCUGAAGUUGCAUUUGUUUGACUGCUUAAGAGUCAUAAGUCAAAGAACGGUGAUGUUAGACAGCAAGGAUGAUGUGGUGGUUAAGGAAGGAGGAGUGAUGGAUGUGUUUAAUUUGGGAUAUAAGUUUGAAGCUAUCUUAAGAAGCAAAAGUGUUGUACUGAAACGUCUGCUAAAACUGGGUCUGGAUGUUAACCAGUGGAUAGAGAAGUAUGAUUGUUUUUCUCUUGUUAAGAAACCGGAUGUCAACCAGUGGAGAAAGGUGUAUAAUUUGGGUUAUGAUAUGAGACCUCUUCUGUUUACACUGAUUGAUGAGGGAUUGAUGUCUACAGAUGUAGAGGAUCUAGCAGAGAAGGUGAGGAUCCUUGUGGAGGCGGGAGCGGAUGUCAAUGUGAAUUACAGGAUGUAUCAAGAGCGUUUAAGAAGAAAAAACUCCAUUUAUAAAGGCAUGUAUAUCAGUAACCCAAUCUUAGUUGAUACGAGGUCUGUAGUAGACAAAAACGGCUUGUCUCUUCUUGAGAGGACACGGAGACUCAUAAAUGUACAUGUACCUGGGUGCGAAAAGGUGUUGGGUGUAUUGAAGAAACAUGUAAGACGAUACUCUGUUUGAAAAAGUACAUUUUACAUCAUUUAUAUCUCAACAAUAUGGUGUACAUAAAAAUAAUGUAACACUAGAAUGUGUAUAUUUCUUGCAUUCCAGGAUGUGAAUAUUUGUUACAUUACGGGACAUGAAUAUCGGUGUUCAUCCUAACAAGCAUAAUGAUUUUUUUUUCUUUUCAAAGCAUAAGAAGGUUCUUAUGCCAUCUUUGAAAUACUGACUAGUUGUCCUCACCUUACUCUGUGUAAAAUUAUUAGGUUGGUAGGUAGGUGGUAAAAUAUUUCUUUCCAGAAAAUUUCAACAUA